AUGAAGGUGGCUGUGCUCAGCGUGGCCCUGCUCUUCUGCAUCCUGCUGUGCCCCCCGGCACAGGCCAAGGCACUCCUGGAAGGAACCCAAGAUGAUCUCCGGGAGUUGGAUUUAGACAACGUCGUGAACCUGGAAACGCCUCUGGACGAGAACGGCCACACCCUGUCGGACGAGGACAUCGCGGCUGAGGCUGACACCUUCAUGUUUGCGGGUCAUGACACCACGGCCAGUGGCCUGGCAUGGCUCUUCUACAACCUGGCUGGCCACCCUGAGCACCAGGAGCGAUGCCGCCAGGAGGUCCAGGAGCUCCUGGCUGGCCGGGACACUGCGGACAUUGAAUGGGAGGACCUGUCCCAGCUGCCCUUCACCACCAUGUGCAUCAAGAACAGCCUGCGGCUGCACCCUCCUGUCACUGCUGUGUCCCAGUGCUGCACUGAGGACAUCCCCCUGCGUGAUGGCCGUGUCACCCCAAGGGUAUGGCAUGGCCAAGGGGUCAUCUGCCCGAUGAGCGUCUACGGGACCCACCACAACCCAGACCUCUGGCCUGAGCCUGAGGUGUUCAACCCCCUGAGGUUCAGCCCAGAGAACACCAAGGGACAGUGCCUGUUGUCCAUCAUCCCCUUCUCUGCUGGCCCCAGGAACUGCAUCGGGCAGAGCUUUGCCAUGGCUGAGAUGAAGGUGGCAGUGGCACUGACACUGUCCCGGUUUGUGCUGUGGAGGGACACGGCGAGGCCACCCCCGCGCCGCAAGCCCGAGCUGAUCCUGCGUGCUGAGGACGGGCUCUGGCUGCUGCUGGAACCACUGUCAAUCACCAUUUGGCUGUGA
Messenger RNA from Passer domesticus (house sparrow), 825 nucleotides. RefSeq names its product cytochrome P450 4F3-like. NCBI's taxonomy places the organism in Eukaryota, Metazoa, Chordata, Aves, Passeriformes, Passeridae. The coding region runs from base 1 to 825 and encodes 274 amino acids. The record is from RefSeq and is a predicted model, not a curated record. The transcript is spliced from 10 exons. Gene Ontology annotation, molecular function: iron ion binding; heme binding; monooxygenase activity.